Molecule: messenger RNA, 2877 nt
Organism: Ricinus communis (castor bean)
Lineage: Eukaryota; Viridiplantae; Streptophyta; Magnoliopsida; Malpighiales; Euphorbiaceae
Product: aldehyde oxidase GLOX
Exons: 1
Coding region: 945-2648 (567 amino acids)
Source: RefSeq, a predicted model, not a curated record
AACUGGAUACAUUUAAAACGAACAGAGUACGUUCUUAGUAAUUAGGUGUUUGGUCUUUAUUCUUUGACCCCUGCUAAAAUGCCAGCCAUGCUGCACCCAGCUCCUAGAGAAGAUGGUAGUCAGAUCAUAUGCUACCCGAUGGCCCGGCAAAAAUGCGUUCAGCUAUGAGUUCCUUCCCAAGAAGAAUCCACUGUGAAGGCACACUAUACUCCUACAAGUAACUUUCUGGUAUCAAGGUCAGGAAGAAAGCAUUUAACGUUUGCCGAUACCAAUAAACACUAUCGUGUUCCAUUAUAUGAACAACAACGACAGCAUCACCUCCAUCUAAUGAAUGCUUCAUAUAAAGUUCAUAUUUCAAGAAUUGUUUCAUUUUAAAACUAUUUGCUAUAUGAAAAAGAAAGUUCACUCACCUUGAUUAUUAGAAUGUCAGAUGCAAUAGUCUAGAAUAUAGCCCCUUUCUUUUAGGCUAAUAAUAUAAGAGUUAAUAGAAAAAAAAAAAAGUCGGAUUCAUAUCGUAAAUAAUUUUCAGAAAAGAAAACAUUACAGUAGAAAAUAGUAUGGCAUGCAGAGUUUCUUAAGAAAGGAUAAAACCAGUAACGAGAUUGUACAAGUUAAAUGAGUUACAAAGCAAGGAUAUAAAGGACCUUUUACCCAAAUAGGAAUAUUCAUAAAAUAGUUUGGUUUUGCAUAUAUAUAACAUACAAAAAGAAAAAGAAACUAAUUAAUUUGAAAGUCGACAAGUGGAUAAUAUUUGGGUAAGAUUAUGAAAAAAAUGUGAUCUUGUUUGGUAAACGGAAAUACUUGUAUAAAAGUUCAGUGAUAAACUGCAAGCAAUCGAGACAAAAAUUAAAUAUACGUGAUCUCCUCCAAUAAGACACCAAAUAUAACACAACCCCCAAAACCCUAACUAUCUUGAACCCACCAAGAAGCUAGAAACAUCAAGAAUGUCGAUCAUGAUCAAGAUCCCGUCUAUUCUCAUAAUCUUUCCACUUGCUUUAACUUUCUUCACACUCUCUACAUCACAAAAUCUUCCCUACAUGCAACCCUAUUUCUCCAUGAUAACAGGUGGAAGAUGGGUUCUUCUCCAAGAAAGCAUAGGCAUCUCAGCCAUGCACAUUCAAGUUCUCAAAAACAACAAAGUCAUCAUGUUCGAUCGUACAGAUUUUGGCCACUCUAAUCUGUCUCUGCCAUACGGCAAAUGCCGCUUCAACGACGAAGCCGUCAUGCUAGAUUGCACUGCACAUUCUGUCUUGUACGACAUCGCUACUAACACAUUUCGCCCUCUCAUGAUUAUAACCAACACUUGGUGCUCUUCUGGCUCCCUUGAUUCUAACGGCGUUCUUGUACAAACUGGUGGUGAUGGAAAAGGUGAGCGUGUCGUCCGUACAUUCACGCCGUGCGAUGACGAUUCUUGUGACUGGGUUGAGCUUAGUAACAGUUCCAGCACUCUCUUGAAUAGGAGAUGGUAUUCUAGUAAUCAAAUAUUACCUGACGGUAGAAUUAUAAUUGUUGGUGGUAGAAGGGUUUUUACUUAUGAGUUUUACCCUAAGGGCAGUUCUUUGGUUAGAGAUAACAUGACAUUGCCUUUCUUGGUUAAAACUAGAGACCCAUUAGAGGAGAACAAUCUUUACCCCUUUUUACACCUUUUACCCGAUGGUAAUCUUUUCAUUUUUGCCAAUAAUCGAUCCAUCUUGUUUGAUUAUUCAAGAAACUUAGUUAUCAAGGAAUUCCCUGUUUUGCCCGGCGGUUCUAGAAACUUCCCUUGUACUGGCUCUUCCGUUUUGCUUCCUCUCCGGUUAAAUCGCGGCAACGGCGUCGGCGUUAAUAAUUAUAUGGCUGAAGCCGAGGUGAUGGUUUGUGGUGGGUCACAGCCUGGUGCGUAUCUCAAAGCUCACUUGGAGAAUAUUUACAUGGAAGCAUCAAGAACCUGUGGCAGAUUAAAAGUGACCGACCCGAAUCCUGAAUGGGUGAUUGAGUUCAUGCCAAUGCCCCGAAUCAUGAAUGAUUUGUUACUUUUACCCACUGGUGACGUCAUUAUUAUCAACGGCGCUGCUAAUGGAAGUGCGGGUUGGAAUGAUGCGGUCAACCCGGUUUUCCAUCCGGUUCUUUACUUAACUGAAGCGGAUCCGACCCAGAGAUUCAUAGUGUUGAACCCGACGACUAUUCCAAGAAUGUACCACUCAACAGCAGCAUUAUUGCCAGACGGCAGGAUAUUAGUGGGAGGAAGUAAUCCACACCCAACGUACAACUUCACUGCGUAUCCGUACCGUACGGAAAUGAGUUUGGAGGCUUUCUACCCGCCGUAUUUGGACUCGAUUCAUGCACCUUUAAGACCGUCAAUAUUGACAGUGGAGGGAGCGGUGUCGUACAAUUGGAUGUUUUCUGUUACGUUUGUGUUGACGCUCUACCGGGAGGAUUUAGGGAUAGGGGUUAAGUUGAUGACGGCGUCGUUUAAUACACAUUCGUUUGGAAUGAAUCAGAGAAUGAUUGUGCUGAAAGUAGUGAGCGUGUGGAGAUUGUCUGAGUUUGCACAUAAAGUGAAUGUUGUUGGGCCCACUAAUGUAAACGUGGCACCACCUGGAUAUUAUAUGCUUUUUGUUGUACAUGCUGGUAUUCCUAGUCAUGCUGUUUGGGUUAAGGUACAGUGAGACUCUUUUAGACAGGAGUUAAGAUUCUUUAUUCAGUUAAUUUUUGUAAGAACAAAACAAAAACCAAAGAAUAGUGUCUGUUUCUUGCAUUAAGCUGUAAAUUUUAGACACUUUCUAGAAAGUGAAAAAGAAAAUAGAAAAAUGGAGAUGCGGGGUAUCGAUCCCCGUAUCUCUCGCAUGCUAAGCGAGCGCUCUACCAUCUGAGCUACAUCCCCAUGCUGACAUCUUA